CGCCGCCGCGUCUCCAGGGCUCCCGGCAACUAGCUUGGAAAGGGCUUCCCUCGCGCUGAGGAGCGGCCGGCCGGCGCGGAGCAGGCGCGGCGCGUGUGGAGAAAGCCGCGGAGCGGAGAGCGGGCCCGGGCGGCGCCGGAGUGGACUCUGGUCCCGGGAGCGCGGUCGGCGCCGGAACGCGGACCCGGAGGCACCGGAAUGCAAACAAAGCUCGCGGGCGCCCGUGCUGGGCUCUCAACGGAGCCCGGAAAGUUUGUUUUAUGAUGGCUUGAGAGCGCGAGAGAGUCGGGCGAGGAGGCUCGAGUAGCUCGCUCCCGCGCUCCGAGAGAUGCUUCUCCCGUGAGCCCGCCGCUCCGGGGGCUCGUGCUGUGGGGGCACCUGUCUCUCGUUUUAGCAGUUUUCUUUUCUUUUCUUUUUUUUUAAUUUUAAUUUUUCUUUUGAGGAGAGGCUGUAACUCAUCAUGUCGAAAGUGAUCCAGAAGAAGAACCACUGGACUGGCCGCGUUCACGAGUGCACCGUGAAGCGGGGACCCCAGGGCGAGCUGGGGGUGACGGUGCUGGGGGGCGCUGAGCAUGGGGAGUUUCCGUACGUGGGAGCGGUGGCGGCGGCCGAGGCGGCGGGGCUUCCCGGCGGUGGCGAGGGGCCGAAGCUGGCCGAAGGUGAGCUGCUGCUGGAGGUGCAAGGGGUCCGGGUGUCCGGCUUGCCCCGCUAUGACGUGCUGGGAGUCAUCGACAGCUGCAAGGAGGCCGUCACCUUCAAAGCCGUCAGACAAGGAGGAAGGCUCAAUAAGGACCUGCGACAUUUCCUCAACCAACGGUUCCAGAAAGGGUCUCCGGAUCAUGAGCUCCAGCAGACCAUAAGGGACAACCUCUACCGCCAUGCUGUGCCUUGCACAACCCGGUCUCCCAGAGAAGGAGAAGUGCCUGGCGUGGAUUACAGCUUUCUGAGUGUGAAGGAGUUCUUGGACCUCGAGCAGAGUGGGACCCUGUUGGAAGUCGGCACCUAUGAAGGAAACUAUUAUGGGACACCCAAACCUCCCAGCCAGCCAGUCAGUGGGAAAGUGAUCACGACGGAUGCCUUGCACAGCCUUCAGUCUGGCUCCAAGCAGUCGACCCCUAAGCGAACAAAGUCCUACAAUGAUAUGCAAAAUGCUGGCAUAGUCCACACGGAGAAUGAGGAGGAGGAGGAUGUUCCUGAAAUGAACAGUAGCUUUACAGCCGACUCUGGAGACCAGGACGAGCACACUCUCCAAGAAGCAACGCUCCCGCCUGUGAAUAGUAGCGUCCUUGCUGCUCCCAUCACGGACCCUUCUCAGAAGUUCCCUCAGUACCUACCUCUUUCUGCAGAGGAUAAUUUAGGUCCUCUACCUGAAAACUGGGAGAUGGCCUAUACUGAAAAUGGAGAAGUCUAUUUUAUAGACCACAACACGAAAACAACAUCAUGGUUAGACCCUCGGUGCCUGAACAAACAGCAGAAGCCUCUGGAAGAAUGUGAAGAUGAUGAAGGGGUACACACCGAGGAGCUGGACAGUGAACUAGAGCUGCCUGCUGGCUGGGAGAAGAUUGAAGACCCUGUCUACGGUGUCUACUAUGUAGACCACAUCAACAGGAAGACGCAAUAUGAAAACCCAGUCCUAGAAGCCAAAAGGAAGAAACAGCUUGAACAGCAGCAGCAACAGCAGCAGCAGCCUCAGCCACCGCAGCCAGAAGAGUGGACAGAAGAUCAUGUGUCUGGUGUGCCUCCUGUUGCUCCUUCCCAUCCCCCGAGCAAUCCAGAGCCAGCCAGGGAAGCUCCACUUCAGGGCAAACCUUUUUUUACAAGAAACCCCUCCGAGUUGAAAGGCAAGUUCAUUCACACGAAACUACGGAAAAGCAGUCGAGGCUUUGGCUUCACGGUGGUUGGAGGGGACGAACCUGAUGAGUUCCUGCAGAUCAAGAGCCUCGUCCUGGAUGGUCCUGCCGCACUGGACGGCAAGAUGGAGACAGGGGAUGUAAUUGUCAGUGUGAAUGACACUUGUGUUUUGGGACACACACAUGCUCAAGUUGUGAAAAUCUUCCAGUCCAUUCCCAUUGGUGCCAGUGUGGACCUUGAACUCUGCAGAGGUUACCCAUUGCCUUUUGACCCGGAUGACCCUAAUACAAGUUUAGUGACCUCGGUGGCCAUUUUGGACAAAGAACCAAUAAUAGUAAAUGGACAAGAGACCUAUGAUUCACCAGCGAGCCACAGUAGUAAAACAGGCAAAGUCAGCAGCAUGAAGGAUGCCAGGCCAAGCAGCCCUGCAGACGUGGCUUCCAACAGUUCUCAUGGUUAUCCCAACGACACAGUCUCCUUGGCCUCCUCCAUAGCUACCCAGCCAGAGCUAAUAACUGUUCACAUAGUCAAAGGGCCAAUGGGAUUUGGCUUUACGAUCGCAGAUAGUCCUGGUGGGGGUGGCCAAAGAGUAAAACAGAUUGUUGACAGUCCACGCUGCAGAGGCCUCAAAGAAGGGGAUCUUAUUGUGGAGGUGAAUAAGAAGAAUGUGCAGGCCCUGACGCACAAUCAAGUCGUGGAUAUGCUGAUUGAGUGUCCAAAGGGAAGUGAGGUGACACUGUUGGUGCAGCGAGGAGGGCUACCAGUUCCCAAGAAGAGUCCAAAGUCGCAGCCACUGGAGAGGAAAGACAGCCAGAACAGCUCCCAGCACAGUGUCUCCAGCCACCGGAGCCUGCACACGGCAUCCCCGAGCCACAGCACACAGGUGCUCCCUGAGUACCCACCUGCAGACGCCCCUGCUCCAGAUCAGACCGACAGCUCUGGGCAGAAAAAGCCAGAUCCUUUUAAAAUCUGGGCCCAGUCCAGGAGCAUGUAUGAAAACCGACCUAUGUCACCUUCGCCUGCAUCAGGAUUGAGCAAGGGUGAAAGAGACAGAGAAAUCAAUUCCACGAAUUUUGGAGAAUGUCAGAUUCCAGAUUACCAGGAACAGGACAUCUUCCUCUGGAGAAAAGAGACUGGAUUUGGAUUUAGGAUUCUGGGUGGAAAUGAGCCAGGGGAACCUAUUUAUAUCGGUCACAUCGUGCCACUGGGUGCUGCUGACACAGACGGCCGCCUGAGGUCUGGAGAUGAAUUAAUCUGUGUGGAUGGGACACCAGUAAUUGGGAAAUCACACCAGCUCGUGGUCCAGCUUAUGCAACAAGCUGCCAAGCAAGGCCAUGUCAAUCUCACAGUAAGGCGUAAAGUGGUGUUUGCCGUCCCCAAAGCAGAGAAUGAGGUGCCCUCACCAGCCUCAUCACACCACAGUAGCAACCAGCCCGCGUCUCUGACGGAAGAGAAGCGCACACCGCAGGGCAGCCAGAACUCGCUGAACACCGUGAGCUCUGGCAGCGGCAGCACCAGUGGCAUUGGCAGUGGUGGUGGCGGGGGCAGCGGUGUGGUGAGCACAGCCGUGCUGCAGCCCUAUGAUGUGGAGAUUCGGCGUGGGGAGAAUGAGGGCUUCGGGUUUGUCAUCGUGUCCUCCGUGAGCAGGCCCGAGGCCGGCACAACCUUCGCAGGCAAUGCAUGUGUGGCUAUGCCUCACAAAAUAGGUCGGAUUAUUGAAGGGAGUCCUGCUGACCGCUGUGGCAAGCUGAAAGUAGGAGACCGGAUCUUGGCAGUAAAUGGAUGCUCCAUCACCAACAAAUCCCAUUCUGACAUUGUCAACCUAAUCAAAGAAGCGGGCAACACAGUGACUCUCCGCAUCAUCCCCGGGGAUGAGUCCUCAAAUGCCACACUGCUGACUAAUGCAGAGAAGAUUGCCACCAUCACCACCACUCAUGCCCCCUCUCAGCAGGGGACCCAGGAAACAAGGACCACCACCAAACCAAAGCAGGAUUCUCAGUUUGAGUUCAAAGGACCGCAGGCUGCACAGGAGCAAGAUUUUUACACUGUGGAAUUGGAAAGAGGAGCCAAGGGAUUUGGCUUUAGUCUUCGAGGGGGGCGAGAGUAUAAUAUGGAUCUUUAUGUCCUGCGCUUAGCAGAGGAUGGUCCUGCAGAACGGUGUGGAAAGAUGAGGAUUGGCGAUGAAAUUCUAGAGAUCAAUGGUGAGACCACCAAAAACAUGAAACACUCUCGGGCCAUAGAACUGAUCAAGAAUGGCGGCCGCAGAGUCCGUCUGUUUCUGCGGCGGGGAGACGGCUCCGUCCCAGAAUAUGCGAUGAUACCUCCUAAUAUCGCUGCAUGUAUGAGAAAUGAAAAGCUCGGGGAGGCUUGCUUCUACCUUAUGGGCCAUAAUCAAACUACGACCCCAGCAGCGACAGGAACGGUCCCUCCGCCGCCGGUGCACAAGGUGUUCCGGAAGUGAGGCCGGGGCCGCCAGACCACAGACCAUAUCCAGCCUUGGAGUCCAGUUACCCACCCGAUCUUCACAAAUCAUCACAACAUGCCGAAAAGCGAGCACACGCGAAGGAUCCAAAAGGCAACAGAGAGCACAGUAAACAACCCAACGAACAUCACACCUGGAAUGGAACUUCUAGAAAACCCGACAGUGGGGCAUGCCGGCCCAAAGACCGGCCACCCGACGCAUGGAGAGAGGUGCAGCCAGAGCGGACAGCCACCAAUGGCCCAAAGAGGAGGUCUCCAGAGAAGCGCAGGGAAGGCACCCGCAGCGCUGACAACACUUUGGAAAGAAGGGAGAAGCAUGAGAAGAGAAGAGAGAUGUCUCCUGACAGGAAGCGAGAGCGGUCACCCACCCGAAGAAAAGACAGCUCCCCAAGCCGCCGGCGAAGGUCCCUUGAAAGACUCCUGGAUCAAAGACGGUCCCCAGAGCGCAGAAGAGGGGGCUCGCCUGAGAGGAGAGCCAAAUCCACCGACAGGAGGAGGGCCAGGUCCCCUGAGCGCAGGCGAGAGCGGUCACUGGACAAAAGGAACCGGGACGACAAGGUUGGCCACCGAGAGAGAGAGGAGGCUGGUCUGAAGCUGGAAGCAGGGAGAAGCCCCAGAAAUCCCCCAGAGCAGAGAAGGCGGCCUUACAAAGAAUGUAGCACCGACCUCAGCAUCUGAGACUCAUAGAAUUGCAACCUUUACCGUGUCAAAGGUUCUAAGAGGAAGGUCGCAAAAUGUAGUUUCUUACCUGAGGAAGCAUCUGACGCCUGAUAGUCCUAAGAAUAGUAACAGACAUUUUAUGCAUCUGAAAUCUUAUAAGGAAAAAAUAUAUAUGAAAAGUCUUGUGCCUGAUGUAUAAUAUUAAAGAAAGUAUUUUUAAAUGCAUACCUUUUUUUUUUUUUUUUUUUUUUUGAAAAUUAUUUGCCAAAAUACUGGCCCAAAGGGAUAUACAUUUUGUUUCUUCACAAGCUAUAGAGUUGUUCCUUCCUUGGGGCAAGCUCUUUCUCUCCUAGAUAAACGGGGCUGUUGGUCAUGUAAAUGCAAUUCAAUUCAACUCAAUAUAAACUGUUCCAAAGUGACGGAGUGCUGUACUGUAAACCCCCUGUUUUUCUGAAAAGCAGAACGCAAAAAAAGACAAACUCCUGCUUGUACAGACUGGGGAUCUUUUAGGAUGGAUUAGGGUGGCCAGUGAGCCUAAAAUUCAUCAAGCUAUGCGACAAGACUACUACUGCAAAUGAAGGAUAUUUAUGACCACAGUGCACAGCGCUAAGAAACCUUAUGAUCUUGAGUUAUAGUUGGUAUAGUCGAAGAACGGUUUGUGUUCUCCCUGGCCCAGGAUGGUGCAGAAACAAGAAGGUUGGCUGCCACUAACCAAACCCAGCCUUAGCUCAGAUGAUCAGGUUCAUCAGGCUCCACCACAGAGUACAUCUCACCUGCAGCAGUGCCCGUUGAAAAGUGCCAGCCUCUGGCUGAAACAGACUAGCUCCUUCUGGGCUGUCUGAUCCGGUAUGAAGCUGAGUAGAUAGAAGUAGGACCCCGUGCCUCUGGGAUGAGGGAGAUGUAAAUGUCUCCACCCUGGGAGGAAUCCCCUCCACCACUGGUUAGCAUAUGCCCCUGCUUGCCUUCUGCCCGGUGGGAGCGGAGGAGUAAACUCUGAUGGAGGAAACCUCUGUCAUGAUAUUUUACAAGUAUUGGGGCCACAUAUUUCCAGAAUAGUUGGUCAUGCACUUUGAAACCAUAAUCUAAGUCGUAAGGACUGAUCGAAACAUGAUGGCACCGGUGGGUCUUGAUCCAUCUGCUGGGAAAUGACCCUGUCCCCUGUAUUUGGGGACAGCAAAGGAAAAUGUAAUGUUUUGGGGUUUUUGUUUUUGUUUUUGUUUUUGUUUUUUUGUUAACAUAGACCCAUUUUCUGAAGCCUCAGAAGGUGUGGUUGGGUCAGCUGUAGCCCUGAGGUGUGGUUUAAAUGGAUUACUGCCUAGCUGAGCCAAAGUGUUUGCUUGUACCUGUUGGACCACUACAGCAAACCCUGCUGACAGAGCGUUUGUAUUUCUGUAGUACUGUUUUACAUUUUCCAUUCAGACACAAAACUUUGCAAGUCAAUCACUGUUGUUCCCGUGGUACUGUAAUAAGGGAGGGGGCAAAAGAGAGAGAGAGAAAAAAAAAGCAAAACAAAAAUAGAAAAGAAAACCAGCCAAUCAUUGUAUGUAGAGUUUAAAAAUUGUAAUUAAUAGAGCCUGUUUGGAAAAAAAAAUAAAACAACUGUUGCCUUUUUUGUAUAAAAGAGAAUUUAUGAUAGAAGUCUAGCUGUGAGGAAUGUGACAUGUGUCUAUAUUUCUGAGUGUGAACAGAUUGAUUCUUGGGGAUAUACUUUAUUGUAAACUAAAGCAGGUAUGUAAAGUUGUUUUACAGUGGGACAUUAUAUAAGUAAUGGCUACAGCUUUAGUCUGUUGGGGCUCUCGGUUCUCCAUGGAGAGGCUGCUCAUGAAUAAUCAAGAAUUCAUUUGCAUUCUCUGUUCUUCAUUUAUUUCUUGCUUAAUGCUCUCUCUGUGUUGAUGAAAAGCAAUGUGUGGGCCAAUCUUUUUAUAAAACACUAUGCACAUAUAAAUAUUACAUUGUUCUUAGCUUUAUUUGACUUAGGGUUUAUAUAUAACAUUACACUGAGUAGUUAUAGUUAUGUGGACAUUUAUCCAAGUUCUUUCUCUGAAUCAAACACGAUAUACAUGCUAUAGCUAAAGGGGGCAGAGAGUCUGUGAUUGCUACUUCUAUUACUGGAGUUUUCCCUACAAAUCAAACAUUAACAAUUUUAUUAAUGCUGAGGAAAAUUCCUACUGAGUGGUGAUGUUUAUUUUAUCCAGUCUCCUGAGAGCCAGCUUAGAGGUGUUGCUCUUGAGGCCCUGUGGCUAGGAUUUUGCUCACUAGUUCUAGCACAGCCCAUAAUGUUAACUGAUGGGUUCAUUCUCUUGAUCAUGGUCUAUGGGUUUUAAGCAAGUAAAAAAAUAAUAAUAAUAAUCAAGGUUGAUUUUUGGAGUGCAUCCUGAAGUUAACAUCACGAUAUCUGUCUUGGUUUAAGAAACAGUAUAGGGCAUUUAAAGUCAGUGCUACCCAACUGAGCCCGGCUUAGUGUAUGAGGACUUUUGCUGUGACAAUUUCACCUUAAAUUCCAUACAUCAGAUUGGGGUUGAAAGUAUUGCACUGUACGGGAAGCUACAUGUGCUAAGCUGAAACCUAGAAUUCUCUUUAAUCUACUGUAGCCUAUAUUGAAAACUGAUUCUUCUGAGCUACUUCCCUAGCCUUUUAUUUCCCAUAAGAGGGCUGAUGAGGGAUGAAUAUCCUGUAUGAUUAAAUCAAACAGUUAAAAUUCUCCAGCCCCCAUGGCACAACCAAUGCCUGAAAGAAUGUUCAGGGGGUAGGGGGAGUCAAUAGCGUACUUGUAUUUUUUAAGUUUCUUUUGUGAAAGAUUUUUUAAUGCAUUUUUACUGUAAAAAUACAUGGAAGUGUAUGCAUUCCAUAACCAC
Messenger RNA from Arvicanthis niloticus (Nile rat), 7847 nucleotides. RefSeq names its product membrane associated guanylate kinase, WW and PDZ domain containing 1 (gene Magi1). Gene Ontology annotation, cellular component: cytoplasm; cell-cell junction. The record is from RefSeq and is a predicted model, not a curated record. Gene Ontology annotation, molecular function: protein binding. Lineage: Eukaryota; Metazoa; Chordata; Mammalia; Rodentia; Muridae. Gene Ontology annotation, biological process: signal transduction.